AUGGCGCCUGGCUUCCUGGGGUGCCUCCUGCUGCUGGCGGCCGCGUGCCGCUGCCCAGCAGUGGCGGCGCUGCGCGACGGGCAAGCCACCACUCCGCCCAUGGGCUUCAACACCUGGAACGCAUUCGGCGCCAGGAUUAAUGAGGACCUCAUCCGCGACGCCGCUGACCGGAUAGUGGAGCUGGGGCUGCGGGAUGCCGGCUACACGUUCCUGGUGCUGGAUGACGGCUGGAGCGACGUGGAGCGCACCGGGGAUGGCAGGCUACAGGGAGACCGAGAGCGCUUCUCCUCAGGCGCGCCGCUGCUGCUGCUGCUGCUGCGCAUCAAGGCACUGGCCGACUAUGUGCGCGGCAAGGGCCUGAGGCUGGGCAUUUACAGCGACAGCGGGCACUUUACUUGCCAGGGCUUCCCCGGAUCGCGCGACCACGAAAGGGAGGAUGCCCAGAGCUUUGCAGAUUGGGGGGUGGACUAUCUCAAAUACGACAACUGCUUCGUCCAUGAUGACCUGCUUGGGCGCUUCGUCGCGAUGAGGGACGCCCUGAACGCCACCGGCCGCCCCUUUGUCUACUCGCUCAGCGAGUGGGGCAUUGGCGACCCCUGGGUGUGGGGCCCACAGGUGGCUCACGCCUGGCGCACCACCUUUGAUAGCCACCCCAGCUGGCCCUCCAUCAUGCUCAACCUGGAUGAGUCGGUGGCCCUGGCGCGGUACGCGGGGCCGGGGGCCUGGAACGACCUGGACCUGCUGGAGGUGGGUCCCACCGGCUCCCCCAACGCCCGCAGCUACCUGAGCCACCAGGAGGAGCAGGCCCACUUUGCGCUGUGGGCGCUGCUCAAGUCGCCGCUCUUCGUCGCCGCAAACCUGCGCCAGCUGUCACCUGUCACGCUGGCCAUCCUCAAGACCCACGAGGUCAUUGCAGUCAACCAGGACGAGCUGGGGGUGCCUGGGGACCUGGUGUAUGCCGCGCCCCUGGCAGACGGCGGCCGGGCGGUGGUGCUGCUCAACAGGCACAGCCAGUACCAGGCCUCCAACCUCACGCUGCGCUGGCAGCUGGUGGGAUACCCGCCCGACACGCGGGUGGUUGCCAGGGACCUUUUCCAAGAGCGGGACAUAGGGCAGUACGCGGGCUCCCUCACCGCAGAGGUGCAUGUGCACGGCGUGGUGGCGCUUCGCCUCACGCCGGUGGCCCCCGACCCCAGCCACAGCCAGUGGCGGCCCUGGCACGGCGUGCCCAUGUUUGAGCGCCACCAGGAGGACGAGGAGUGGAUCCCGCCGCUGGGCAGCGAGGGCAGGGAGGUGCAAGCCGGCAGCUGA
Messenger RNA from Chlorella variabilis, 1311 nucleotides. RefSeq lists its product as hypothetical. Lineage: Eukaryota; Viridiplantae; Chlorophyta; Trebouxiophyceae; Chlorellales; Chlorellaceae. Gene Ontology annotation, molecular function: hydrolase activity, hydrolyzing O-glycosyl compounds. The record is from RefSeq and is a predicted model, not a curated record. The coding region runs from base 1 to 1311 and encodes 436 amino acids. The transcript is spliced from 12 exons. Gene Ontology annotation, biological process: carbohydrate metabolic process.